AUGAAAGAAUUGUCAAGGCUUAUUUUGUACUGCUUAAACUUGACUGCCGUCGAGGCCUUGCUGCAGUGGUUCGCAAUGAGGGGAGGGGCAGGGCUGGUGCUCGGAGUGCAUGAAGCCUACUACAUCUGCAAUGAUUGUAUGGAAAGCGAGAAGAGCUACCUGGAUGAGCUGGAGGCCGUGUUGCUGAGCAACCAGGAUAUUCUACGGCCUAUGCCAAUUGGAUGUAGCAAUGCCAGCAACAGUGAUUGUAAAUGUCAAAACUGCAUGCGACGGGAGCUUCUGGAUGAGGAACGAAAGAAUGAGGUGGAAUUAUUGCAGAGCUGCUGGCACGAUUUGCGGCAGAUUAUUCGGCAGAUGUUCCGAGAUGGCCUGAAUGCCAACAUGACAUCCAAUAAGGGGAAGAAAUUUGACGUAGAGAAAAUUAAGCGAAAUGUUGCACUAUUGGCCGAAAAAGAUCCGCAUCAGCUGUACAUACGACUGGAAAGCAUUGGAUACGAAUAUGUUAUGAACCUGAAAUCAGAUGAUCUAUGGCAAAUUUUGGUAGCCCCUCAAGUUGUUCCUGCCCUUAUCCAGCUCUAUCAGGCCGGAGCGAAUGAGGAAAAGAUGGAGAUUGAACGAGCGAAGCUUUUUAUCAAAACGUUGCUUGAUCGCUUCUCUUGUCAGCAGGAAACAGCAAGGAAUAUGUCACCGCUGUUAGCUCCUUUGGAUGAGCUGUAUCUCUCGCGGUUUGGCAUUAGCUGGAAAGUUGUUAAUCAUCACAUUUUCGAUCGAGUCAUCUACCAGGAUGAUCUGCUUUUGAAUUAUCUGCCUAGGUUGGAAGGUGCCCUCAAAUGUAAACUGGUCGUGGACGAUGACGAAGAUGAGGAAAAGGCGGAUGGGCAGAUGCAGCACGCUGGCGCAGAAGCGGCUCAAAAGGACAUCCCGCAAGGCGCUGUUGAACUUGCUCAGAGUUUUCGCGUUUUCCACAAGCUGAUGGUCACAACCAGGGAGAUUUUCAAAAAAGCCAGUGCAAAUAUUGCUCUGUAUACGAAGCAACAAAAAGUCAUAAGUCAUAUCACACGCCGGGCGAAAAGCGAUUUGCUAAAAGAAGAUUUAGAAUUUUUCAAAAAUCAGAGAAAAUUGAUUCGUAAUUGCACUUUACGGAAAAGGCAUUGUUACGAGUGGCACGCCGAUCUGGCAGCUUAUGGCGAUGAUCUCACAGAUUUCCUGAUCGGAGACGAAAGGAAACAUGACGCACCGGCAUUGCUUUAUCUCGAUAAGCAGCGUUAUGACGAAUCUGCUCGUGCUUUGCUUUUUCUCCCCACAGGAUUGUUCUCUCAUGUUCGGCAAAAAUCAUAG
Molecule: messenger RNA, 1338 nt
Organism: Gongylonema pulchrum
Lineage: Eukaryota; Metazoa; Nematoda; Chromadorea; Rhabditida; Gongylonematidae
Source: the annotation of a GenBank genome assembly